This is a messenger RNA of Miscanthus lutarioriparius, 447 nucleotides long. The record is from the annotation of a GenBank genome assembly. NCBI's taxonomy places the organism in Eukaryota, Viridiplantae, Streptophyta, Magnoliopsida, Poales, Poaceae.
AUGUCGGCGACGGCGGCGGCGAUCCGUUCCGGGGAGCUCCUCGCGUGCGCCGUCGCGCUGCGGCGGGCGCCCGUGGCGGUGUCGGUGGUGUCGGUGCGGACGAGGGCGAGGGGCGCCGCCGUGGCGGUGCGGGCGGAGGCGACGGCCGAGGGGGUAGGGAAAGGGGGGAAGAAGGCGGCGGCAGGGAAGAAGAGGCCGGCGAGCGGGAUCACCAAGCCGAAGCCCAUCUCUCCGGAGCUGCGGGAGUUCGUCGGCGGCGCGCCGGAGCUGCCCCGGACCGAGGCCAUCAAGCUGGUCUGGGCGCACAUCAAGGGCAACAACCUCCAGGAUCCAAAUGACAAGAAGAUAAUAAUCUGUGACGACAAACUGAAGAAGAUAUUUGGAGGGCGUGACCGUGUUGGGUUUCUUGAAAUCUCUGGGCUGCUCAACCCUCACUUCCAGAAAUGA